Molecule: messenger RNA, 616 nt
Organism: Paralichthys olivaceus (Japanese flounder)
Lineage: Eukaryota; Metazoa; Chordata; Actinopteri; Pleuronectiformes; Paralichthyidae
Gene: prok2
Product: prokineticin 2
Biological process (GO): endothelial cell proliferation
Source: RefSeq, a predicted model, not a curated record
AUCGAUGGCAAAGAGCACUGUCAGAGAAAGGAAAGGAGUAUUGUCAUGUUGAAGUUUACCUUGGUCUUUUUUUUUUUUUGCAAGGAUGGUGUGAGUGAGUCACAGAGUUUCUGAACGGCGGGCUGGGUUUAUAAACCUCAGCCAAACAUGAGUUUGGAGGCCACUUGUCUCUUCUGUCUGUCACGUCUGCACAUGCAGCGGCGUCCAUCAGCCUCAGCAUCCUUACUUCUCUUCCUGGCGGGUACAGGAGCGCAGAGAAAGCUCUUCAUCAUGAGGUCCUACGUCCUACUGCUCCUCACCCUGUUGUUGGUGUCCCAUGGAUCCUCAGCCGUCAUCACAGGGGCCUGUGAGAAGGACUCUCAGUGUGGAGGAGGGAUGUGUUGUGCUGUGAGUUUAUGGAUCAGCAGCCUGCGUAUGUGCACGCCCAUGGGAAAUGAGGGACACGACUGUCACCCCAUGAGCCACAAGGUUCCUUUCUUUGGCAAAAGACUCCACCACACCUGCCCCUGUCUGCCCAACCUGUCGUGUAUCACCUUAGAGGACGGCAGAUCCAAAUGUCUCUCACCGUACCAGUAUCCAGACUACUACCUCUGAGGACCGGAGCUACACUAGCUAC